CCGUCCUGGGGAGCUAAGGAAAUGAAAGCUAACACGUGGAAAUAGUGAUUUGCCGUAUUUUGCUUUUACUUCAGGGGGUUUAGUGCCUUUUAUAAACCGUGCCUUGUCAACUGUGACUCCGUGUAAUUCUCUGAAGGUGCCAGUGACCUCUCAGCGGACCGGUGAGCUGGUUUAAUCUGGUUUAUUAUGGCGGACAACACAGACGAUGACUCUCUGUACAGAAUUAAAGAGGGUGACUACGUUGUGUUGAAGCGGGGAGAUAUCUUCAAAGCUGUGCAAAUUCAGCCGAAGAAGAAGGUGAUAUUUGAGAAGCAGUGGUUCUUCCUGGAUAAUGCUGUGGGGCAGCUGUACAGCAGCACGUUUGAGAUUGUGUCAGGGAUCCUGCAGCCACAGAAGCCCAAGAACACAGAGAGCUCCUCCGAUGCGAAGGAGGCGGGCACAGACAACAGGAACAUUGUGGACGAUGGAAGAUCACAGAAGCUGACGAGGGAUGACAUUGAGACCCUCAAAGAGCAAGGUCUGAAGGGUCAGGAAAUCAUCCAGCAGCUUAUAGAGAACAGCUCGACGUUCAGAGAUAAGACUGAAUAUGCCCAGGAUAAGUACAUCAAGAAGAAAAAGAAGAAGUAUGAAAACACUGUGACGAUUCUAAAACCGUCCUGUCGCAUCCUGGCGAUGAUGUACCAUGGCCGGGAACCAGGGAAGAUCUGCCACCUGCGGUAUGACACACUCGCACAGAUGUUGACUCUGGCGAACAUCCACGCUGGCAGUAAAGUUUUGGUGUUUGAGACUUGUGCUGGCCUCGUUCUGGGAUCUGUCAUGGAAAGAAUGGGAGGCUAUGGCUCAGUGAUCCAAAUGUACCCAGGAGGUGGGCCUGUUCGGGCGGGUGUGGAGAGCUUUGGCUUUCCUGCACACUUUCACGAUAUGCUGCAUGAGUUUCCCAUCUGCCAUGUCAAUGCUCUGCUGGCAGGCACUCUGGACACCACUGCCAAAGAUCCCAGUGCUGCUUCAAAGCAGUCCAGCAUGGCUGCAGAGGAGGAGCAAAACCAGCCUGAGGCAGAACAGCAGGGCAGUCCGGAGGAGCAGAGCAUGGAGACAAACAGCGGCGCUGAUGGUGGGCACAACCAGGAGAAAGAAGAGAGGGAGAAACGCAAAGAAGCCAGAGCAGAGGAAAAAAAGGUGAAGCAGGAGGAGAAGCGGAAGAAGCUGGCAGCUGCUGCUGCCCUGCUGGAAGGCAGGAACGCCGACGGGUUGGUUAUAGCCAGUCGUUUCCACCCGUGUCCAGUCCUAAUGGGCCUGCUCAAAUUCCUCUCCCCCUCCAGGCCUUUUGUAGUCUACUCCCAGUACAAAGAGCCUCUCAUCGAGUGCUACACAAAACUCAAGGAACAAGGCGGCACGGUGAACCUCAGGCUUACAGACACCUGGCUCAGACAUUACCAGGUGUUGCCUAACAGGACGCAUCCUGUGCUGCUGAUGAGCGGGGGCGGGGGCUACCUCCUCUCAGGAACAACGGUCGCCACAGACCGCUCCAAACCCGCAGGCUCCCAGCAAGCGGAGGAACCAGCACCAAAGAGACUGAAACUGACAGACACUGAAGGAUAAACAAAUACAGAAGCAUCAAAUGUUUUAAGGGCACAUUACCGACGGCCUGUAGGGAUUCUUCCUCCAGCAUCGACUCCUCUUUCUGCUGAACUGAUUUGACACAUCUGGAAUAAAGGGAGACGGGAGUGUCUGGUCUGCAUUCAUCAGGGCACUUUGCUCCCGUCUCGUGUGUUCAGAUCAGCGCAGAUGAAGGCGUGAUGCUGAGGAGUAAACUACAAGCCAGUAGGAGCUCAGUGUACGUGUUACGUAAGGAACUGCUGAAGUAAUUUUGGUGUGUUGAGAGUAAGUGACAAAUUUGUGUCUUAUGCCUCGAGACCAGGUGUUUGUUUUUUUCCAGUUAAUGCUCUUCAGCUUCUAGGUUGUAACUUUUUUAUUUUGUUAUUCCUGCAGAAAGUGCCAUUUGUUAUAUGAUCCAGUUGCUAAUGCAGCCUCACUGCAGGUACAUCUGUAUCUGCACAGAAUUAAAAAGAACUACUAAACCA
This is a messenger RNA of Epinephelus fuscoguttatus (brown-marbled grouper), 2081 nucleotides long. It is a transcript of the gene trmt6, whose product is annotated as tRNA methyltransferase 6 non-catalytic subunit. The transcript has 12 exons. Gene Ontology annotation, biological process: tRNA methylation. Gene Ontology annotation, cellular component: nucleus; tRNA (m1A) methyltransferase complex. The coding region runs from base 187 to 1599 and encodes 470 amino acids. NCBI's taxonomy places the organism in Eukaryota, Metazoa, Chordata, Actinopteri, Perciformes, Serranidae. The record is from RefSeq and is a predicted model, not a curated record.